Molecule: messenger RNA, 4798 nt
Organism: Manis javanica (Malayan pangolin)
Lineage: Eukaryota; Metazoa; Chordata; Mammalia; Pholidota; Manidae
Source: RefSeq, a predicted model, not a curated record
CUGAGGGCCCGGCGUGCGGGCGCUUUCCGGGCCGGUGGCCUCGGCGCCCGCGGCUCUGCGCGGUUGCGGGCCCGGCCCCAUGUCCUUACGGUCCCAGUGCCGCCUUGGCGCGCCCUGACCGGAGCCCUCCCCUCAGUGCUGUUGUCCUCGGCCCCCGGCCGCCGGCGCGCGAAUCGCCGCUGACCCGGCACUUGCAUCCCAAGCGUGCGCGCCAGCCACGAGUCACCUGCGCUGCCCAGCACCGAGCCGCCUGAGGGCCUGGGGGGUGAAAGGACUGGGCUCGCCUCCAGCCCAGGCUUGCAGACCCGCGGGAGAGAAUGUCCUUUCCUGCAGUUCCAUUAUGGGCGUCAGAGGCUUGCAGGGAUUUGUGGGAGGUUCCUGCCCGCAUGUAUGUACAGUAGUGAAUUUCAGAGACCUAGCGGAACGCCACCGAAGCAAGCAUCCUGGGUGCACCCCUACCGUUGUGGUUGAUGCCAUGUGUUGUCUCAGGUACUGGUAUACUCCCAGAUCUUGGAUCUGUGGUGGCCAGUGGCGAGAAUACUUUUCUGCUUUGCAAGAUUUUGUGCAAGCCUUCACAGCUGUCGGCAUCCAGCUGACCUUCUUCUUUGACGGGACUGUGGAGCAGGACAAGCGCCGUGAGUGGGUGAAACGGAGACUCAAGAACAACAGGGAGAUUGCCAAGAUUUUCCACUAUAUCAAGUCGCACAGGGAGCAGCCUGGUAGAAGCAUGUUCUUCAUACCGUCUGGGCUGGCCAUCUUUACGCGGUUUGCUUUGAAGACCCUUGGUCAGGAGACCCUGUGUUCAUUGCAGGAAGCUGACUAUGAGGUGGCGUCCUAUGGCCUCCAGAAUAACUGUCUUGGAAUUCUAGGGGAAGACACAGACUACUUGAUUUAUGACACCUGCCCCUACUUUUCAAUUAGUGAGCUCUGUCUGGAGAGUCUUGAGACUGUCAUGCUCUGUAGAGAGACACUCUGCCAGAGUCUGGGUCUCAGCCUGGCAGACCUCCCUCUGCUGGCCUGCCUCCUUGGCAAUGACAUAAUCCCAGAAGGCAUGUUUGAAAGCUUUCGGUACAAGUGCUUGUCUUCCUACACCUCAGUGAAAGAGAACUUUGACAAAAAAGGUAACAUUAUCUUAGCUGUAGCUGACCACAUAGCUAAAGUUCUUCACUUGUAUCAAGGUGAGAAAAAGCUGGAAGAAAUGUUACCUUUGGGACCAAACAAAGCCCUUUUUCAUAGGGGAGUGGCAUCAUAUCUUUUGCCAGGACAGAAAUCACCAUGGUUUUUCCAAAAACCCAAAGGUGUAAUAACUUUGGAAAAGGAGAUAGUAUCCAUGUGUACAGAGCCUGAAUCCAAGCAGGAAGUUCCCAUGUGUACAGAGCUUGAAUCCAAGCAGGAAGUUCCCAUCAAUAUAGAUCCUGCACCCAAGCAAGAAGUUCCCAUGUGUACACACCCUAAAAUCAAGCAGAAAUUACCUAUAGGUACAGUUCUUGAAUUUAAGGGGGAAGCACUCAUGUGUACAAACCCUGAAAUGCAACAAGAAGGCCCCGUGGAUAUGGAGCCUGAAACGAGGCCACAAGUGACCAUGGUUUCAGACCCUGACAUCUUAAAGGUUGCCAGAGAGCAUCAUGUCCAGGCGGAGAGCUACCUGGUGUACAACAUCAUGAGCAGUGGGGAGGUGGAGUGCAGCAACAGCCUGGAGGACGAACUGGACCAGGCCCUGCCCAGCCAGGCCUUUGUCUACCGCCCUGUGCGGCAGCGCGUCUACGCCCUCUUACUAGGGCACAGUACAGGUGGCUCCAGCACCUGUCCUGCUGUCAAGGAGUGGUUUGUCUACUCUGGGAACCCUCUCAGGCACCCGGACCUCGUCAGGCCUCUGCCGAUGAACAUUCCAGGGGGUAUGCCGAGUUUGAAGCUGCUGUGGCUGAACCAGGAGCCAGGAACACAAGACCGACGCUUGGACACGCUUCUUGCCUGCUUUGACCUUUCUUCGUCCAGAGAAGAGCUGCAGGCGGUGGAGGGCCCCUUUCAGGGUCUGUGCUGUAUCCUGAUCUACCUCUUUGUCCAGGUGGACACUCUUUGCCUGGAGGACCUGCAUGCUUUUAUUGCUCAGGCCUUAUGCCUUCAAGGAAAAUCAGCUGUACAGCUUGAAGACUUGCAGCUUGAUCACAUCGACCCCAGGGCUGUGCAGCUCGGCGCCCUCCUGGUGCGUGGCCUCACCACUCUGGUGCUGGUCAACAGCGCGUGCGGCUUCCCCUGGAGGACAGGCGAGUUCAUGCCUUGGAACAUAUUCGACGGGAAGCUCUUCCAUCAAAAGUACCUUCAGUCCGAGAGGGGAUACGCCACGGAGGCUCUUGUAGAGCAAAACAGGGCACGGCUCGCCACAUUCCACAGCCUGGAGUCGGUUGUGUGCAAGGCCUGCAUGAAGGAGAACAGGCGCGUGGUCAGCAGGCAGCACUGGCAUUCACGUCACUCAGGGAGAUGGGGACGACAGGGAUCCAGCUCCUAUAGGACGAGCUUGGGGUACAGCCGAUCUGGCCAAGGACAGCACUGGAGAGACCAGGGGCCAGGAAAUAGACAAUAUGAGCCUGACCAGUGGAGAAGACACUCAUCAUCCGGCCCUGCCACCUGCCCUCCUGUUCUUCAGACUCAGCUCCCGGCCCAACAUGGCUCCUGUGACGACCCGUGGCGACCUCAGCAGCCUGUAGAUGGGCUUCCCAUUCUUGACACCAGCUCCUUGGCCUCCCGUCCCAAUAAGCUUGUCUUCCACAUCAGCCGCCUCAUUCCCAGUAGUUCAGCUCUUCCAUAUCUUCAGUUUCAAACACUUUUUCUCCAGCCACAUGGCUCACUGCCCCUAGAAUCUGAGCGAUCCUUUGGUCAGAUUAGGACCCCAUCCGCCUGUCCAACCUCCCUUUCCUGGUCCUCACAUUGCUUCUUACCUGUCCUCUCCUACUUGUUUAUCUACUGUGAUCAGUAAUCCAAGUCACUUUCUUGUAUACAUGCUUGAUAGCUUUGCCUCUCUCAUUUUACCAUAUUUAUGUGGUAAAACCACAAACCAGGUUAAAUCCAUCCUCUGCAUUUGGGAUGUGGCCAGAGAGUAAUCCACAGUCAUCCUACUGGUCCCAACUUAAAUUCAUGUUCACUGACCUCAGUGAACUCUCAGUACUGCCCAGAGCUCAUUCUCCAUUCUCUCCCACUAUCCAGGUGGUUCACAUUCCCCUCUCUGCUAGCCUUCAACACUUCCUUCCCAUCCCCAGUCAGAGACAACAAUUUUGUUUUCUGUGCAUUCCCAUGGCCACAUUUAUAACCAAAUACCAGAAGAAAUAGACAAAUUCAUAAUAACAGAGGUAAUAACCUACUUUCUUGCCUACUCAUGGGUGAACUGACCAUGUUCCUAGCUAAUGGCAGUCUCUUCAUCUGCUAACCAAAGUCCCUGCACCGUCCCUCCAGAACCCCUCCACAAUCAGCCAUCAGCCAGGUCCUUCCCGCGCUUAUUCCUCCCACCUCAUGAGAACCUCUGUAGCCUCCUCCUCUCUCCAUCAGUCACAUCGUUUGCUUCCUUUACAGAGAAAUAAUUUUGAACCAAGAAUUCUAUAGUCAGCCAAAUUAGCAUCUAGCUAAGAGGAAAAGUUAAAAUGUUGUCAGAAAUUAGCACAUUUUGACCCACAGUACCUUUACUAAAGAAAAUGAUUGUGCUCAGCCAAAGGAGCAUUAAAAUAACAGCAGUGUGUGGGGUGUAAGAGAUAGUGCUGGACAAAGAAAUCAGUAAAGUGCAUCAUUAUUGCUGGUAUGCAAUUAACUAUAAAAAUAAAUAUGCAAACAAACCAGCAAAAAAAAAAACCCUCAAGAUUAAAAUCCCACAUCAUUACAAGGAAAGUGGUGUGUUUGAAAAAUAAGCUAAAAAGAGUGCGAAAGGCAGACUACAUUUCUUAUUUUUUUUUUGAGAAAGAUUUUCAUUUGAGAGGGAAUAGGUUUUGAAUAAAUCCAAAUAUGUUUAGAAAAAUGUAAGUAUAUGCAGGUUUGCAAAAUAUAGGGGUCUACACUGGAAGGACAUAGAUAAUUCGUAGCUGCUAAGUUGGUGAUAGAUACACAAAUACAUACAUAUAGGUAGGUGAUAGGUAGGUAGACAGAGGAAGGCCUACAUACCUUUUAUGUACCUGGUGUCAUAAAUCAGAAUUAUAAAUCAAAUACAAGGAGAAAUAGACUCAGUAACAGGGAGUAUACUUGACAUAUAUCACUCUCAGAAAUGAACAGAUGAACUAGACCAACAGUAACAUACACUGAAUAAGUCCAUUAACAAGUUUGUUCUAAUAUAAAUGUACAGAAUAAUGUAUACCCUUUUAUCCAUAUUAUUUUCAAAUACAUAGGGAUAGCUCAAAAAUCUAACCAUGUACUAGACUCCAAAGUAAAUCUCAACCAAUUCAGUGAAAAGCACAAACCGCACAAGCCCUAUUUUCUGUCCACAAGAAAAUAACUUGAGAAAUCAACAACAGAAAGAUAAAAAACAAAAGUCUUUUCACUUGGAAAUCAGUCCACUAUUCUAAACAUUAGAGAAAGUCAAAAUCAAAAUUACUUUUAGAAAUAAUAAUAAAGAUUUUGUAAAGAGUGUGAUGUCAGGGCUGAAGUACCAGGAAUCCAUCUCCACCUGGACAACACUUGAAUUGGCAGAAACUGUCCAAAGGAGCUGUUUUGGAACUGUGGAGUCUGUUUGAAGGCCUGCAGCUUCCAGGAGAAGGCUUGGCUGGAAAGUCAUGGUUGGUUCCCAUCAUUUGUGUUUGCCCACCCCCCAGCCCAUGGCAGA